AUGGCGCGCAACUCUGAGAAGGCGCAGACCAUGCUCAACAGGUACAUCCAAAUGAAGCAGGAUGAGGCCAAGGGCGAGGUGAAGAAGCGCCCGUACCUGGCGUCCGAGUGCUCCGACCUGUUCGAAGCCGACAAAUGGCGGCAACAGAUCCUCAAAGAGAUCAGCCGGAAGGUCAUGGAGAUCCAGAACCCGGCGCUCGGCGAGCACCGGACCAGGGACCUCAACGACGAGAUCAACAAGCUGAUCCGCGAGAAGGGCCACUGGGAGAAGCGCGUGAAAGAGCUCGGCGGCCCCGACUACGCCAAGAUGGCGCCGAAGACCACCGACCUGGACGGCAACGAGCUGCACGGGGCGACGGGCCGCGGGGCCGGGUAUCGCUACUUCGGCGCCGCGAAGAGCCUGCCUGGCGUGAAGGAGCUCUUCGAGAAGCAGGCGCCGCGGAAGGUCCGGAAGACGCGCGCGCAGCUGUUGAUGGGGGUGGACGCGGACUACUUUGGGUUGCGCGACGAGGAGGACGGGGUGCUGGUGGAGGUGGAGGCGGCGGCGGAGGCGCGGAUGCGGGAGGAGGAGCUGGCGCGGUGGCGGGAGAAGGAGGCCGAGCGGGCGGCGGAGGCGGCCAAGGUGCAGGGUGGGCGGAAGCGGCGGGCGGGGGAGGCGGCGGGCGGGGCCGCGGGGGGCGCGGAGGGUGCGGGGGAGGAGCGGUUCGUGGCGUAUGUGCCGCUGCCGGACGACAAGGACAUCGAGGCGCGCGUGGUGGAGCGGAAGAAGAAGCAGUUGUUGGCGCGGUACCAGACGGAGGGGCUCAUGCGGGAGCAGGAGAAGGCGACGGAGGUGCUGCGGGCGAAGCCGGACGAGUGA
Pedinophyceae sp. YPF-701 is the source of this 858-nucleotide messenger RNA. The record is from the annotation of a GenBank genome assembly. NCBI's taxonomy places the organism in Eukaryota, Viridiplantae, Chlorophyta, Pedinophyceae.